This is a messenger RNA of Clonostachys byssicola, 906 nucleotides long. The record is from the annotation of a GenBank genome assembly. NCBI's taxonomy places the organism in Eukaryota, Fungi, Ascomycota, Sordariomycetes, Hypocreales, Bionectriaceae.
AUGUUCGGCUCGACCAUCGUCAGCCUGCUUCUUGCAGUCACCUACUUGCCCGUCUCCGUUUCCGCCCAGGAAGUGAGCUGCUUCGCGCCCGAUGGCAAGACACUGGCCGACAAUGAGACCUACGUGCCCUGCAACAAGCUGGGCAUCAACCAGGAAGGCGUCUACUCCAGCUGCUGCAACUUAGAUGGCAAAGCCGACGACCGCGACCUCUGCACGGCCACCGGGCUGUGUCUGAACAAGGGUCUCCUGUUCCGUGGAUACUGCUCGGACAAGACUUGGGAGAGUGACGCCUGCGUCAAGGUGUGCAUGGAUGAGUCGGUUGGCGGAAAAUCAAAUGGCACAGUCGAGAUCACGCCUUGCACCGACGGCAAGUACUGCUGUGGACACAACAAUCUCACCUGCUGCGGCACCAGUCGAGCAUUCGAGCUUCCCACCUUGGUCAACGUCAAGGGGUCAUCAUCGGCAGCAAACGUGACGCAGACCGCCAUCGUUACCGAGACAGCGAUUGCCGAGUCGGCCACCUUCAAGAACGCAACAAUCGGCCUCGCCGUCGUAGUGGGCGUUAUUGCCUUGGCCGCCGCCGGCGCCGUCUUUGCUCUUCACCGGAAGAACCUUGCUCUUCACAAGCAGCUCGACGAGGCCCGAGCUGCUGCCCCUCCUGCCCCAGCAAUGCAGGAAGCGUCUCACGGAGGACAAUACCACCGGGACGAGAUUGAUCCUUACCAAGACUUUGGCGGCGGCUCGACAAUCACUUCGGCGUCGGUGUACGGAGGUGCCCUAUCGCAGCAUAAUAAGACCUUCAGCACCAUCCCGCCCUCCUCUCCUGGCCCGUCCGAGGCGCCUACUCAUAUGCGCUAUUCCGAGCUGGAUGCGACUCACACAUCCAAGAACGAGGCUCCUUCAUAA